AUGAAAACUUUGCUGCUUUCCAAAGUUGACGAUCCGUGUAAAGUUGGGGUCUGUCCACCAAUUUGUUUUAAAUCAAAGUCUGACGAAUCAUUCGGUAAAUGUUACAAGAUGGAUUUCUGCAUAAGGUUCAUGUAGCACAAUGUGAGAUGAACCAAGGGACCAACGGCAACAUGCUGAUCAAAACAUGCAGUAAUGGUCGUGCAAAAGUGACCCAUGCAGUCGUGGUCAUUUUCUUGGAAUUCUUUGCCUGGGGCCUUCUUACAGCACCAAUGCUUACUGUGCUACAUGAAACAUUUCCACACCAUACAUUUCUUGUGAAUGGGCUUAUUCAAGGAGUUAAGGGUUUGCUGUCAUUUCUGAGUGCCCCUCUUAUUGGUGCUUUGUCAGAUGUUUGGGGCAGAAAGUCCUUCCUACUGCUGACGGUGUUCUUCACCUGUGCGCCCAUCCCCCUGAUGAGGAUAAGUCCAUGGUGGUAUUUUGCCCUUAUUUCAGUAUCUGGACUCUUCUCGGUUACAUUCUCUGUCAUAUUUGCAUAUGUAGCGGACAUUACAGAAGAGCGUGAAAGAAGCACAGCCUAUGGAUUGGUAUCAGCAACUUUUGCUGCAAGUUUGGUUACAAGUCCUGCCAUUGGAGCUUAUCUCUCUGCCACGUACGGAGACAGUCUGGUGGUAUUGGUAGCCACCAUCAUCGCUGUAGCUGAUAUUCUUUUUAUACUCCUGAUUGUGCCAGAGUCUCUCCCAGACAAAAUGAGACUGUCGUCAUGGGGGUUUCCCAUUUCUUGGGAGCAAGCUGACCCCUUUGCCUCUCUGAAGAAAGUGGGUAAAGACACCACAGUGCUUCUGAUAUGUGUCACAGUGUUUCUGUCAUACCUACCAGAGGCUGGACAAUACUCCAGCUUUUUCCUGUACCUAAGACAGGUUAUUAAGUUCUCAUCAGAAGCAAUUGCAGCAUUUAUAGCGAUGGUUGGAAUACUGUCCAUUGUUGCACAGACCUUACUCCUAAGUGUACUAAUGAGGAAGAUUGGAAAUAAGAAUACCGUAUUAUUGGGACUUGGCUUUCAGCUGUUCCAGCUGGCCUGGUAUGGCUUCGGGUCAGAGCCAUGGAUGAUGUGGGCAGCCGGCACAGUGGCUGCCAUGUCCAGUAUCACCUUCCCAGCAGUGAGUGCCCUGGUGUCACACUGCACAGAUCAUGACCAGCAAGGUGCAGUGCAAGGAAUGGUAACAGGCAUUAGAGGUCUGUGCAAUGGGCUUGGACCAGCUCUUUUUGGAUUUAUAUUCUUUCUCUUCAAUGUCGAACUGAUCGACUUGAACCCAGUGGAAAAUGGCGCAGCAUCAGCUGUCAUGGAUGAGAAGUCAGUAAUCCCGGGCCCUCCCUUUCUGUUUGGAGCCUGUACCGUUCUUUUGGCUCUGUUGGUAGCCUACUUCAUCCCAGAACACGACAGCCUGGCUGCAAAAACCUGCAGUGCGCAGGCCAUAACGGUACCAGACAAUGGAACCCAGUUGAAUAGUUCCGCUCCUGGCAGCGAUGAGGACAAUGAGCCCUUACUGCAGGACAGCAGCAUGUAGCCAACAAGUUCUGCCUGCAGCCUCAGUUUCCUUGGAGCACAUAGGAAAUGCAGUUUGUUUCCUCUCUAUAUUGUAAUUUGGAAAAAUUUGGACUAAACCUCUCAUUUUAUUUUGUUAUAUAUAAUAUAUUGCUCCCAGCACUGUUUUUUUUAAAUCAUGAGUUUUAACAUGGAAGUUUUUUUUUUGCCAGCUGAGAUGAACAAAGUUGUUACAUGUUAUGUUCUUUUUGGAGAAUGUCCCUUUGCUAUACUUUUGCAAAGUCAAUGUAUUUGUAUUUUCUUUAGUACACUCUGUGGAAUGUAUUUUGUUCAAUGAAUUACAGUUAACAGGCAUCAUACCACAGUCCUCUACUGAAGGACUUAGAAUUACAGUCAACAGGUAUCAAUACCUCAGUUCUCUAUUAAAGAAGAACUGAAAGACAAUCUAUAUGGGCUGAAAACCUUAAUGGGCUGAACAUUCUUAAUAUAGUGAGCAGCUUUGUAUUAACUAAGAAGCUAACUAAAUCUCUAAUAACCCUUUUAGAUAUGGUAUACAAACAGAGCAACUUGUGGUCAUGCACAAAAUGGUGUCAGCUUUGACAGCAAUAUAAUCGUCUUGAGACAAACGUAUGCAAACUGUACAAAAUAUAUUGCAUAACAGUCACAAUCAUGGCUUAAAUUGUCAAUUUCAAGAUCAUGUAUGUAUAUGUAAGGGGACAUUAAGUUUGUAAAUCCUGUUUGUAAUCACACCUUCCACAAAGACUGCUACCUCAAGCUGUAACAUUGAGCAUGGCUUAACCUUGCCUAAAUUUAAAAAGUGUUAUUUAUUAGCUUGAUAAAAUGCCCAUUGUCAUUUUACUUUACCUUAUUGUGCUUUCCAAAUUCAACAACUUUUUCCUGAUCUGCUUAAAAAAAUAACCCGCUCUAGACAUUCCUGAUCAAAUAUUCCAUUUUGAUCUGUGCAAUACUGUGCCACGUGCUGCUCCUUACACAAAAGUGUCAACAAUCGCUAUUGGUUAAAUGUCGAAUUCCAUAUCUGGUUAGAUUUAAUAAAAUGUCCAAAAAAUCCCUUUCAUAAGAGACAGGAUUGCAUGGGCACUGCUUGUUAUGGAGGAUGUCAGUGACUCAAAUUAAGUAGUGUUUACUUUUUUCUCUCAUGAUUUUCACUUAUGGUUUGUUAGGUGAGCUUUGUUAGGUGUAUAGGCAUCAUUUACAAAAUAUGGAAUUUAUAGCAAUUUUAUGGAAGUACUAUUCUAUAUGUGUAAUUAUAAAUAUACAGUGUGCUGGAAUGUCUUGACUACUGCACAUUUCAGAUUCUAUUUGCAAGAAACCACAGUACAAAAUAUAGUUGUAACUAUUUUUAUUGAGGCAAUCAAGAACUAUCCCAGUAGGUAUAUUUAUAUGUUUAUAUACUUAUAUUUUAGGCAAAACAUUCUCUUUUUUUCUUUUUUCUUUUUUUUUUAUAAAUACUGAGGCAUUGUGCCAUGUUUACCCUAUAUGCAGAAUUCUUAUAUGACUCCUAGAAAUUGUUUGCAGUGCUUCCUGGUAUUGCUGUCAGUGCAUAUGAUAUUCCCAAAGUAUGUUUUCUGCACAACAUGACAUUUGUUCAGUGUGCCUGUUGACCCAUUAAUUGCUCGUGUAAGUAAAACACCAAGUUCUUGUA
Messenger RNA from Electrophorus electricus (electric eel), 3206 nucleotides. RefSeq names its product solute carrier family 71 member 2b (gene slc71a2b). Gene Ontology annotation, cellular component: membrane. Lineage: Eukaryota; Metazoa; Chordata; Actinopteri; Gymnotiformes; Gymnotidae. Gene Ontology annotation, molecular function: transmembrane transporter activity. The record is from RefSeq and is a predicted model, not a curated record. Gene Ontology annotation, biological process: transmembrane transport.